CCAAAGUCCUGCAACUGUAUUUCUCAGAGGGUUUUACAUUUUGCAGUCAACCAUGUUGCCUGUGAAAACUGCCCAGAAAGGAAAGGCCACAAGAGAGCCAGAGGGUUCGCAGCCAACCUUGUUGCAAGUGAGAACUCCCAAGAGUGGAAAGGCCAGAAGAGAGCUAGAGAAACGUGCCCCCAAGAUCGUUGAGACGGGGAAGAAGACGUUGAUUCUUCACGGUAGGAAGACGAGCAGUGUGAUUAAUUCUGUGUUAUCGGACCUUUACCAUUUGAAGAAGGACAGUGCUGUGAAAUUCAGCCGCAGGAAUGAAGAUAUUAGCCCUUUUGAAAGUGGGGGUGAUACUUCCCUUGAGUUCUUCUCUCACAAAACCGAUUGCAGUAUUUUCGUCUUUGGCUCUCACUCAAAGAAGCGGCCUGACAAUCUUGUCAUAGGGAGAACUUAUGAUCACCAUAUAUAUGAUCUUGUAGAGGUUGGGGUUGAAAACUAUAAACCAUUGGAAUCGUUUACAUAUGACAAGAAACUAGCACCGCGGGUGGGGACGAAACCAUUUGUUUGCUUUAUUGGAGAAGGAUUUGAAAGCGCAGGAGAGCUGCAACAUUUGAAGGAAGUUUUGCUUGAUCUGUUGCGAGGAGAGGUUGUAGAGAAAUUAAAUCUUGCUGGUUUAGAUCGUGUAUAUGUAUGUACAGCUAUAUCUUCUAAGAAAGUGGUUCUUACUCAAUGUGCACUGCGACUUAAAAAAUCUGGCACAGUAGUUCCACGGAUGGAGCUAGUUGAAGUUGGCCCCUCCAUGGAUUUAGUAGUUCGUCGGCAUCGCCUUCCUAACGAAAGCCUAAGGAAAGAAGCAAUGAGAGAAGGCAAAAAUCAGCCUAAGAAGGACAAGAAUAUUAAACAGGACCUACUGCGGGGCAAGGUUGGGAAAAUCAACAUCCCAGAUCAAAAGAUUGGAGAUACGGUGUAUUAUCACACAAAGGUUGGUGAUACAUUUGUGCCUAGCAAAACGAAGGGAGUUAAAAGGGAGCGACGCGAAGCUAGAAUGAAACACGAGGGUAAUGAGCGUACACCAAAGGUUCAAGACAUGCUAGAGCCCAAGAAAGCAAAAAAACUUAAAAGGGAGCGCCAUGAUCCUACAACAACCAGGGAUGCCGAGUGAGUCUCUUCAGACAAACGGACUUUGCAGCGGGUUAAGUUGAGUUACUCUCUGCUACUACCAGACUUUGGCUUUUCGGCCAGCUUGCAAGGAUUAGAGUCAGCGGGUGUAGUGGAUCUCCGCUGAGCUUGGGAUUUUUGUUCUUUCCAUAUUUCACAGAUCUAGCUUAUAUAAUUAGUUGCAUUCCCAGCAUGAGUUAUAUCUGUUGUAUUCCUUCUGCUUCCAUAGCCUCUUCCGUCUCCGCGAGUUAAAAUUAGUUACUGCGUCACCAAUUUGUUGCCUGAAAGGCUCUGUUAUUCGACCUUCCAAUGUCAAGAUUGGCUCUAUGUUAUGUACUGUUUUCUCUUUCUUUAGUUAUA
This is a messenger RNA of Malus domestica (apple), 1509 nucleotides long. Its product is annotated as ribosome production factor 2 homolog. Lineage: Eukaryota; Viridiplantae; Streptophyta; Magnoliopsida; Rosales; Rosaceae. Gene Ontology annotation, biological process: ribosomal large subunit assembly; maturation of LSU-rRNA from tricistronic rRNA transcript (SSU-rRNA, 5.8S rRNA, LSU-rRNA). Gene Ontology annotation, molecular function: rRNA binding. The record is from RefSeq and is a predicted model, not a curated record. Gene Ontology annotation, cellular component: nucleolus.